GGGUACUUAUUGUGGGGAGUAAAGCCACAUGUGUAGUCAAAAGACUCUCUUUCCCAGACGUCUGUCAUUUUUACUGGUGUCUGUUGUUCAGCACAGCCGGACGCCAUGCCCACUGACGCCCAAAGCGAUGCCCGCUCCUUCCUGACUGAGGAGAUGAUUGCAGAGUUCAAAGCCGCCUUCGACAUGUUCGACACCGACGGUGGCGGUGACAUCAGCACCAAGGAGUUGGGUCAGGUGAUGAGGAUGCUGGGCCAGAACCCAUCGAGGGAGGAGUUGGAUGCCAUCAUUGAGGAGGUUGAUGAGGAUGGCAGCGGAACCAUCGACUUUGAGGAGUUCUUGGUCAUGAUGGUGCAACAGUUAAAGGAGGACUCGGCCGGAAGGAGUGAAGAAGAGCUUUCAGAAUGCUUCCGCAUUUUUGACAAGAACGGAGAUGGUUUCAUCGACCGGGAGGAGUUUGGAGAAAUCCUCCAUCUCACUGGAGAACCAGUGGUAGAGGAAGAUAUUGAUGAGAUGUUCGGUGAAGCAGACAACAACAAAGAUGGAAGGAUUGAUUUUGAUGAGUUUCUGAAGAUGAUGGAGAACGUCCAGUAAUGAGGCCGGCUCUACAUUCCUUGGUGACCCUUCCUCAGAGAGAAAACAAAGCAUGCUAUCGGAUGGAAAUGUGCUUCAGAGCAAACUCGAAAUGCUAUAAACCCUGUGCAGUUAUGAACGUGAGGUUGUUCCUGAGACGUCUAAAUGGAUACAAGUGAAAUACCUCCACCCCCGCCUUUAUUCUCCUUCUCAUAUGAAACCCAGGGGCUCG
This is a messenger RNA of Perca flavescens (yellow perch), 802 nucleotides long. It is a transcript of the gene tnnc2.1, whose product is annotated as troponin C2, fast skeletal type, tandem duplicate 1. The coding region runs from base 106 to 591 and encodes 161 amino acids. The record is from RefSeq and is a predicted model, not a curated record. Gene Ontology annotation, molecular function: calcium ion binding. NCBI's taxonomy places the organism in Eukaryota, Metazoa, Chordata, Actinopteri, Perciformes, Percidae. Gene Ontology annotation, cellular component: myosin II complex. The transcript has 6 exons.